Kazachstania africana CBS 2517 is the source of this 2688-nucleotide messenger RNA. RefSeq names its product protein phosphatase regulator GIP4 (gene GIP4). The record is from RefSeq and is a predicted model, not a curated record. Gene Ontology annotation, cellular component: cytoplasm. The transcript has a single exon. Gene Ontology annotation, molecular function: protein phosphatase 1 binding; protein phosphatase regulator activity. NCBI's taxonomy places the organism in Eukaryota, Fungi, Ascomycota, Saccharomycetes, Saccharomycetales, Saccharomycetaceae. The coding region runs from base 1 to 2688 and encodes 895 amino acids.
AUGCAAGAGAGGAAGAUGUUUGCCAAGGCAGCUGCUCACGCAUCUGUUCCUGGCGUAAAAUACCCUGUUCAGUUGGAUUUAUCAGAGGUUAAAUUUAUCCAAUUUAAAACCGCACUCUAUAAAUUACAGGAAAUAUUAAGGCUUCUAAAUCUACUAGAGAAAAACUUGAAGAAAAGUAAGGAUGAUAAUGAUAAUUCUAAGACUAUACCGCUUAUGAACUAUAUUCUAUUGCUAUGUGAAGGUCCCAUCUUCAAUGUUCAUCCUUUAAUAAGGAAAAGAUUUAAUCUACUUCUUGAAUUCAAGACUGUUAAACUAACUGAAGUAGAUCCUCUACUAUCUACAGAUACUAUCAGUUUGGAUUAUAAUUUCCCAGUUAUUACGAGUGACAAUUACAGUUAUGUGAAAGGACAUAUAUACAAUGAAGAUUUGCAAUGGAAGUUGCUAAGUUCAUUGAAAGUAAUAUCUCAAAACUCUCUGACUAUUUAUAAUAGAAAACUGAGACAACUUCAAUUGGAAAAAUCGAGUAUUAUGAGGAAAUACGAAGCUAGUGGGAUUAAAAAUGGUUUUCAAGUCCACAACUUCAAGAUUAAUUGCAUAGAAGAUUUAUUAAGGCCCAACGAAAUGUCUCUAGCUUUAGAAUUAGCUGUCUUAAUAAAAGAUAUAGAAAGGGAUACCACUGACAAAUCGUUUCUCAAACUUCAAUAUCAAGUACUGCAUAAAUUUAUCUCAAUAACUAAUAAUAAGGUACUUCCUGUCUUUAAGACAUUCUAUAACCAACUGCAAAAAUAUUCUACCAAAUCGAAUAGUUCCAAAAGCAAUAAUAGCCUUAAAGAUUUUUUCCCUAAUAAUUCUGACUUCAUUAUAAACAGAAUCUACACAUUUCUACUUAGAAUGUAUCAUUUGCUAAAUAUUAUGAUCAGUUUUUCCAGACAAAUAUAUCUACCAUCAAGAACGUUCUUUUACUACGAUACCACAAAAUUGAGAGCCAAAAAUGUUUAUGAGUAUGAACAGGUCUUAGUAGAUUUAGAUAAAUUUUGUUUAAUUGAUUCUGAAGAUCCUGACCAAGAUUUUUCUAUACGUGACAUCAAACAUCUUUUAGAGAAGUAUUCAAGUACGGGCAUUACCUUCCAAGCUAAUAUAAAUGCUGGGAAUAGUAAUAGUCCUAAUACAGUUAUAUCAUUACACCAAGAAUCUGUCUUGAAGUUUACUGGGACUUUUAAGAGCUACCUAAAGAUUAUAAGUAGAUGGUGCGUCACGUGGAAAUUUAUUAAUGAGAACACAAGUAUUAGCAAAUUGGAAAGGCAAACUACUUCACAGCUUGAGAAAGUGCUAGAUGAGAGAAGAAUUGUCGACAAAUUAUCAUAUCUAGAGAAACAAGAUAAAAUGAAGAGAACUGAUUCCUUAACUAUUGGCUCCACAGAUUCGUUUCUUUCUCCUUCACUUGACUCUGCUUUAUCGACUGCUCCAUCAACACCUCCUUCUGGCAACUUAACAUCAGAUGAAUUAAGUAGGAAAUCAUCAAAGGAAACGAGUUACAUAUUCAAUAUGAAUUCACCUUCAAUGCUGUCUCCAAGGAAACUGAGUAGGAAUCCAUCCAUAAACACAUCUUCAUCUAUUAAUACCUCCAAAACGACAAUAGUGAAUAGAACCAUAACGACAGGAUCGUCUGGUGCUUCCCCCAAGAUAUCUCCGCAAGUUUCAAGAAAUGGGUCACUUAUUGAACGCCAAUCAGGCGCGCCUAAGCGUAUACGUGGCAGGCCAAGAUCUAGUUCGCUGCAGUCAUCAUUUGCCAAUCAAAACAAAAUAUCGACAGUAAGGACCAAGACAAAUGCUGUUUCUUAUCCUCGUUCGAAUUCGCUAGAAGUAGAUGCAACAUUGAACCAAAGAAUUGUGCAGCAAACUGUGCGACUACUUGUGAAUAAUAAGCCAAUUGAAGAAAAGAAGAAUCAGGAAAUUCCAAGUUUAAAACAAGAACCUGAAAAUGAAAGAAUCAAUAAUAACAAAGCAAGAUCACCUUUAUCAAAUAAAACACAUAAAGCAAAGACAUGUGACGCCCUUAAAUCACCUAUAUCAAAUGGUACAAGAAUUGGUAAUAGUUCACUGUCAGUACAGAUAUUAGCGGGAGAAAAACAUUCCAGUAAUCCUUCACCAGUAAAGAAAAAAGCUGAUGAGGAUAUACAUGAUCGUGCUGUGAACAAUUUGGUUCAGAUCGAAGAAGAUAUUUUGACUUCUUCACAUGCUGAAAAAUUGAUUUUCGCUGAUUUUGAAAGUGAAGAAGGUGAACUUCAAACAAUUUCCACCAGUGAUACGGUCAAAAAAGUUAGGUUUACUGGUGUACCUCCCAUGACAGAUGCAGAAAAUCCGAAACCCAAGAGAAAAGGAUGGUACAAAAAGCCCGCAGUAUUACACUAUCCACCAAUUCCUCCUCAAAUCUCCUUGAUUAAGAACAGGAUUACUCAAGAAGGUAUUGCGUUUAGGACUAGUUUGAGAGAUGACUAUAAGAACUACAAUGAUCAAGUCAAAGAAAAGAAAACGCGGAACUUUUCCGCUGAUAAGAAUCUUGAGAAUGAAAGUUCUAAUGAAAAGAGGACCUCAAUGCUUUUUAACCUAGAUGGGGGUCUAAAUCCGUUCAAGGAAUCUACAAGCCAGCGUAUCGCUUCUAAGAUACGUGAUAAGUUAAGGUCAUAG